AUGCGGCUCGGUAAUGGAGAUAGUGUAGCUUGUGCUACUAGUUUAUUGAAAAAGGAUGUCCGCAUCUGGUGGGAUGUUAUUAAACAAACACGGGAUGUGGCUGCAAUGACCUGGGCUGACUUUGUACAAGUUUUUAACAAAAAAUACUACAGUGAAGCAAUACGCUCAGCUAGAGUUAAUGAGUUCACGAACCUGAGGCAGGGUAAGUCUACAGUUACAGAGUAUGCUCGCCAAUUUGACAGAUUAGCAAAGUUUUCCACAGAUCUAGUUCCCACUGAGUUUUUGAGGAUUCAUCGUUUUACUGAAGGGCUCGACUCCCGAAUAAGUCGGGACAUAGCAAUGUCAGGAGUAAGGGCAACCACGUAUGCUGAGGUACUAGAGAAAGCCCUAGAAGCUGAGUUGUGUGAAAGUCGUAUACAGAAAGACAAUACAGCAAGGUGGGAGGCCAGAAAGGCCAGAAAUGGAGGUGGUGAUAACAAAAGGAAACUGCCAAGUAACCAACACAACGAAGCCGACAAGAGAAACAAGAUAGGGUCCAAUAACUACAAAGGGAAGAAGCCAUAUGUGGAGUACCCCCUAUGCCCAACAUGUGGUCGUAAGCAUCCGGGAGAAUGUCGACUGAAAGGCAAGACUUGUUACAAGUGUGGGCAACCAGGCCACUAUAAGAAGGACUGUCCACAAAAGGGUGAUCAACUCAAGGAUGAAAAACUUGUCCCAGCUCGAGUAUUUGCACUAACCAGAGGGGAGGCUGAGACUAGUAACACUGUGGUUGCAGGUCAGAUUUCUAUCUCUGGAAAACUAUGUACUGUUUUAUUUGAUUCUGGAGCUACGCACUCAUUUAUUGCUUUAAAGAUGAUAGAUAAGUUAGAACUACCGUAUGUAAACUUUAGUUAUAAGUUCAUGACGGAGUUGCCCUCGGGCGAGGUUAUGAUAUCAUCUAGAGGAGUGCGGGAUGCGCCAAUAAGGAUUGCAGACAAGGAACUUAGUGGAGAUCUGAUAGAGCUGGAGAUGAGGGAUUACGAUCUUAUCUUGGGUAUGGAUUGGCUAUCACGACAUGGAGCAACAAUAGACUGCCGAAAGAGGACAGUGACUUUCACCCCGAAUACGGAGAGGCAUUCAUAUUUGAAGGAAUCACAGUCAAGUCAAGCUUACCGCUAG
This is a messenger RNA of Cannabis sativa, 1158 nucleotides long. RefSeq lists its product as uncharacterized. Gene Ontology annotation, biological process: proteolysis. The transcript has a single exon. The coding region runs from base 1 to 1158 and encodes 385 amino acids. NCBI's taxonomy places the organism in Eukaryota, Viridiplantae, Streptophyta, Magnoliopsida, Rosales, Cannabaceae. Gene Ontology annotation, molecular function: nucleic acid binding; aspartic-type endopeptidase activity; zinc ion binding. The record is from RefSeq and is a predicted model, not a curated record.